Molecule: messenger RNA, 2014 nt
Organism: Magnolia sinica
Lineage: Eukaryota; Viridiplantae; Streptophyta; Magnoliopsida; Magnoliales; Magnoliaceae
Product: cytochrome P450 CYP72A616-like
Exons: 5
Coding region: 284-1831 (515 amino acids)
Molecular function (GO): iron ion binding; heme binding; monooxygenase activity
Source: RefSeq, a predicted model, not a curated record
CUUGAGACGGGAUGUUAGAAAACUUCAGCUAUAGUAUGAUCAAGCUGUUGUAAUUCUUAAUUUUUCUUUCUUUUAUUUUUUAUCUUAAAAUCUUCAUUGGAGGUAUGACUAUAUUAUUUUAUAGGAGAUUUAGUUCCCUUUACAUUCUAUAUAAGACAUUGUAUUAUAAGUGAGAAGUCAGCCAUUUGCAAGCUUCUUCUUCAAUCGGAUUUCGAUUUAUUUUUAUUUUUAUUUUUCUGAGAGAGAGAGAGAGAGAGAGAGAGAGAGAGAGAGAGAGAGAGAGAUGGGAGUAAUUCUGCUGAGUUUGCUUGUAAUUGCUGGUGUUUUGAUCCUCCCAUGGGUUUGGAAGGUAUUCAUCCACGUUUGGUGGAGACCCAAACGGUUGGAGAGAGCUCUGAAAGAGCAAGGCAUCCAUGGCUCUUCAUACAAACUGCUGUUCGGGAAUAUCAUCGAUUACGGCAGGACAUGGAAGGAAGCACGCGCUAAGCCCAUGGGCCUGUCUCACCAGAUCGUGCCACGUGUCGUCCCCUUCGAUCAUCAGGCGGUUAGGAAAUAUGGAAAAAUAUCCGUCGCAUGGUUUGGAACACUUCCAUCGGUGCAGAUCAUGGAUCUAGAACUGAUAAGAGAAGUCUUUUUGAAUAAGUCUGGUCACUUUGAAAAGUCAGUGGCGAGUCCAUUUUUGAAGCAGUUAGUAACAGGGCUGGUGACCCACGAAGGCGAAAAAUGGGCUAAACAUAGGAGAAUCAUCAACCCCUCCUUCCAUGUAGAGAAGUUGAAACGGAUGUUACCAGCAUUCUCUGCAAGUUGCAAUGAAUUGGUCAGCAAAUGGGAGCAGUGGGUUGGUUCCGAAGAGUCCCAUGAAUUAGAUGUGUGGCCUGACCUCCAGGCUUUAACGGCAGACGUUAUCUCACGGGCAGGGUUUGGUAGUAGCUAUAAAGAAGGAAGGCAGAUUUUCCAACUCAUAACAGAACAGGCAGAGCUUGUUAUCAAGGCUGUUUACAUGGCAUACAUUCCUGGCUAUGAGUUUUUGCCCACAAAAGAUAACCUGAGGAGAAAGGAAAUUGAUAGAGAAGUGCGAGCUAUUAUAAGGCGUAUGAUUGAGAAGAGGGAGAUGGCUAUGAAAAUGGGAGAAGCCCAUAAUGAUGAUUUGUUGGGUUCGCUAAUGGAAUCUAAUUUCAAAGAAUCACAAGAUCAAGGGAACUCCAAGAGGAUGACUAUUGAAGAUGUGAUAGAUGAGUGCAGGCUAUUCUACUUGGCAGGGCAGGAGACCACGUCCGACUUACUGACAUGGACGAUGAUCGUGCUGAGUAUGCAUCCGAGCUGGCAAGCACAAGCAAGGGAUGAGGUGUUGCGAGUCUUUGGGAAGAACAAACCAGACUUCGAUGGCUUAAGCUACCUCAAGAUUGUAACCAUGAUCCUGUAUGAGGUUCUCCGGCUGUACUCGCCUGUGGUUCUCCUCACUCGGUGCACUAACGAAAGAGUCCAACUAGGAGGAAUGACCCUCCCAGCCGGUGUACAACUUGUGCUGCCAGUUCUCCUCCUCCAUCAUGAUCCCGAGCUGUGGGGUGAGGACGCAGAUGAAUUCAAGCCAGAGAGAUUCUCUGAAGGAAUCUCCAAGGCGACGAAAAAUCAACUCUCCUUCUUUCCAUUCGCUUGGGGGCCCCGGACAUGCAUUGGGCAGAACUUCGCCAUGAUAGAAUAUAAGUUAUCUUUGGCCAUGAUCCUACAACGUUUCUCAUUCGAGCUAUCACCCUCCUAUGUCCAUGCUCCUUACACUGUUCUAACUCUCCGUCCGGAGUAUGGUGCUCCACUCAUCCUUCAUAAACUUUAAUAGUCCAUCUAGCGCUUGACAUUGAGCUAUGAGGAUAGAGUAGUCUUAAUGUGGUUAUUCUAUGAUGAUUACUCCCGUGAUUAUAAUAAAUUUCUAAUGUUUCACAGUAUUGAAUAUCCGUGUUAACCUAUGUAGACAGUGCUAUCUAUUGUUUGGAUGACGCAAAUUGGAAUGCCAUAUAUU